This is a messenger RNA of Gasterosteus aculeatus aculeatus (three-spined stickleback), 1863 nucleotides long. The record is from RefSeq and is a predicted model, not a curated record. Lineage: Eukaryota; Metazoa; Chordata; Actinopteri; Perciformes; Gasterosteidae.
UAUAUAUAUAUGCUCUAUGUUCUAUGCUCAUAUAUAUAUUACACACAUAUAUAUAUAUAGGUAGCCUCAUUGAUCACUACCACCACACAGAUUAUCAGCCUCUUAAAUGUUUGAGUAACAAGAAGACAAACGCUGUUCCAGCUGUGACCGGUCUCCGUUCUCCCGGACUCCCCGGUCUGGUCUCGCGGGAACGCAAGUCCGUUCUCGCCGUCUGAUAUUGAUCGAACGAUCAUCGAUCACCAAUGAACUCCGUCGGGAGACCACGGCGCCAUGCUGCUCUGUUUACACCCGCUGCGCAUGCGCAGGACUGGGUUCCCGGAGCGGUUGAGUUCACACGCUGUGUCUUGGAGGACCUUCUCAGUCUGUUGAUGAGCUCAGGAUUGGAGGCACCUGUGCAGCUCUCAGUGUGGACCCAGAAGGUUCCGGAUCAGGUCCUGUCUCCAAAAUACAGUCCGAUGGUGCUUUUCUCAUGGACGAGUCGGCACUGGAACGUUACUUCGAUGACUCCAUUGCAAAUGAAUCUGACUUUCUUCUGGGGGAGGAGCUGGACCUUCAGAGCCCGCCCCCCCCGGGGAAGGGUCCCGCCCCCUCAAGGGGCGUGCAGGUGGCUGAGGAGCUCGACCUCAGCUUCCUACCUGAUGAACUCAGUUCACGGGAUGAGCAGAGUCGCCACGACAACACAGCUGACAGUCAGAUCGUCCCUCUGGACGUGUCUCAGGACAGCGGCAUCAGUGGAGACUACAACUCCCAAGAUGCCACAGCAGAGUCCGAACAGGGGCCGUCCAUGUCCGGACCGGGGACCGGCGUCUCCCCCUUCUACCCCAUGACCCCAAUGACCCCCAUGACCCCUAUGACUCCUGUGACAGAGAAGUCAGGAAUCAUCCCCCAGCUACAGAACAUCGUCUCCACAGUGAACCUCGGCUGUCCUUUGGAUCUUAAGUUCAUCGCCCUCCAGGCCAGAAACGCAGAGUACAACCCGAAGCGUUUUGCAGCUGUCAUAAUGAGGAUCAGAGAACCACGAACCACCACACUGAUCUUCAGCUCCGGGAAGAUGGUCUGUACAGGAGCCAAGAGUGAGGAUCAGUCUCGACUGGCGGCCAGGAAGUACGCUCGAGUGGUUCAGAAACUCGGGUUCCCCGCCCGCUUCAUGGACUUUAAGAUCCAGAACAUGGUAGCCAGCUGUGACGUGUGCUUCCCCAUCAGGCUGGAGGGACUGGUUCUGACCCACCGGCAGUUCAGCAGCUAUGAACCGGAGCUGUUUCCAGGCCUCAUCUAUCGAAUGGUGAAGCCCCGAAUCGUCCUGCUCAUCUUCGUGUCGGGGAAAGUGGUUCUGACUGGAGCCAAAGAGCGAGAGGAGAUCUACGAGGCGUUUGAAAACAUUUACCCGAUCCUGAGAGGCUUCAGGAAACAGUGACAUCACUUCCUGUUUAUCUGUUGGAUGGUGAACGUUGGUGAGCCGCCAUUGUCAGGUCUCUCAGAGAUGUUCUGAAGCCACUCGUUGACAUUGUGGAACCUUCUCCCGUCUCCCUACUGCGUCUCUGGAGCUCAGCCACAGUGAUCUUUGGGUUCUUCUUCACCGCUCCACCUCACCAAGGCUCUUCUCCCACGAUUGCUCAGUUUGACUGGACGUCUCAGGUCUAGGAAGAGUUCUUCUUCCAUUUAAGGGUCAUGGAGGCCACUGUUCUGAGGAACCUUGAGUGCUGCAGAAAUUCUUUUGUUACCUUGGGCAGAUCUGUGCUGUGCCACGAUUCUGUCUGAGCUCCUUGGACAGUUCCUUCCAUCAGAAGUUCUCAGUUAGAGUCUGACAGACGUCUCUCAGUGGAUCCGCCCACCAUCUGAAAAUCAACCCAGACAAACUGAACU